Paramecium sonneborni is the source of this 978-nucleotide messenger RNA. Lineage: Eukaryota; Ciliophora; Oligohymenophorea; Peniculida; Parameciidae. The record is from the annotation of a GenBank genome assembly.
AUGAAGUAAUAUGAAUAAGAAGACUUGAAAUGUUCAUCAACUAGAAGUGCAUAAAAGCAAUUUAAUGAGAAUUGGUUUCGUACACCUAAAGCUACACAACGUACCAUUACUCUUUAAUCUGAUAAUAAGAUAUAAAGUAGAUAAUUAUUAGAUAAUAAUCAAUUAACAACUUAACCUUGUAUAUCAUUUAAACAAGAAUUCUAAAAAAUAUCAUCUAAAAUAGGUAGCUUUGUGACUCCGACAAGUGAUUUCUAAUCUCCUAUGCAAUAAAUAUAUGACCAUUAAGUAUUAGAAUUGAAAACUAUAGAUAUGUAAAAUCUAAAUGUUUCUUUGUAAGUAAGUUAUACUAAAAUCUUUAGUCAGAGAUUAUUAAUCUUAAAUAACAAAUACAAUUCUAGACAGAUUCUAUUAAACAUAAGGAUAUGAUCAUUAAAAAAUUAAACUUUACAGUCUAAUAAUUAACAUCAUAUAAUUAAUAAUUGAAAUCAUCCUUACCAUCAGAUCAUGAUUUAGCUAAAUUUAAAAAACAAAUUAAGUUCUUAGAAGAAGAAUUGGUUGAUAAAAAUAAUUAAAUCUAAUAAUUUUCUAAAGUAUUCAUUUCAUAUAUAUAUAUAUAACUAGAUAUAAGAUGAAAUCAAAUCUUUAGAAGAAUUCUAUGUUAAAAUGUUAUCUAAAAUGAAAUCUGAUUUAGUAUUUUAAAACAAAGAGUUAUUGAAAUUACUUAAUCAUGUUUAAUGCUUAAGUUAGAUUGCUAUAUUGAAUUUAUAAAAUGAAGAACUUCCAAUCGAUCUCCUAUUCAAAUAUAAAUAAUAUGGAUUGUUUGAAGACGAAUAAUAAAUUGCUCAAAAAACAGAAGUCUUUGAAUUAACUAAAGAAAAUGGACACUUAUUAUCUAAAAUAUUGGAUGAAAUCAAAAAAACCUUUGAAAAAAUAUCCUAUCAUCUUGUGGAAGGAUUUUCAUUAUUGACUAAACAUUGA